GACGCCUCUUCGUGGAAAGAUUAUCCAAGAAGCUGCAGCGAACUUUCCUGUGAACUUCAGGCAGUAUGGAAACUCUCAUCACACUGCACUAAAUAUGUAGAAAUGUGACAACAUCACCUACUAAAACCAAAUCCAUCCGUUCAAACCCAACUCAAUCAGUGACUCAUCUUCAUCCUCAGAACCCAACGCAUUUUGCUAACCCAAGCAAACCCUUCUGUCGUUUCUUUGUGUUCUUCAUUUAUGUCGUCGUUAAGGCUUUCUAAACCUAGCGAAGUAGCAACUGAUGCCGUGCUUGACUGCUGCGAUAGCCUGACGACGAACAUUCAUAGGCGAAGAUGGCGCUUGGAUUUCAUAAUCAUAUACUUCACGAGGGCUCUCGUGUCUCUGUCAAAACAAGUCCUUGGGAAGAAGACAGAUCUGUUGCAGUCACUCUCUUAUGUUGCCAUCAACGUCGACCUCAAAAGCAAUGAUAAUCCAGGCGAAGGAGAUCGCCCUUCACUUCAAGACAUCGACCAGAAGAUCCUGAGUAACCUGGUAAGAGAGAAAAGUUUUGAAUCUCUUGCUCAACUUGGUGGCAUUAAACGCCUCCCUUCAAUUCUCAUGACAAAUCUCGAAAAUGGCUUGAGCGGGGAUAAAACUGACCUCAUGCAGCGAACCGAUGUUUUUAAUGCGAAUAAGUACAUUGAGCCUCCGGCAAAGAACUUCCUCAGUUUCGUGCUUGAUGAGUUCAAAGACAUGACCAAGGUCAUUCCCAUGGCAUCCGAUGUUUUGUCUUUAGUAUUUGGUAUCAAAUGUCGCGGCCUUAAACAAGGUUGGUAUGAUGGUGGAAGUAUAAUCAUCACCAUCUUUCCAUUCAUGGUCGGCUCUGCUCUCAGCAACUAAAAGCAAGAAAAGCAGUUCCAGGAACAUUCAAAUGAAAGCAGCAACACAAGAGUGGAGGUUGUGAGAGAUGGGAGGAGGCAAACGAUUUCUACAUCCGAUAUCGUUGUAGGGGAUGUUGUGUGUCUGAAGAUUGGCGACCAGGUUCCGGCUGAUGGGUUGUUUGUGGAUGGCCAUUCCCUGAAGGUUGACGAGUCUAGCAUGACUGGCGAAAGCGAUCACAUUGAAGUCUGCAGCGAGAAUCCUUUCUUGCUCUCGGGCACCAAAGUGAUAGACGGCUAUGGGCGCAUGAUGGUCGCUUCUGUUGGCAUGAACACUGCAUGAGGCAAAAUGAUGAGUUCCGUGAGCCGCGACUUAGAUGAGGAGACCCCGCUCCAAGCCCGUCUGAACAGAUUGACUUCCUUCAUCGGGAAGGUUGGACUGAUGGUGGCUGCAUUGGUACUUCUCAUCUUGAUGGUACGCCACUUCACUGGACACGCCCAAGACAAGGCUGGACACAGAGAAUUCACCAGUGGGAAGACCAAGCCGGGGGACAUGAUAAAAGCGGUCGUGCACAUAGUUUCCACGACAGUGACCAUUGCGGCGGUGGCUAUACCUGAGGGCUUGCCUUUGGCCGGCACUUUGACGCUGACCUACUCCUUAAAGCACAUGAUGGGCGACAAUUCCAUGGUCCGGAAGCUCUCUGCCUGUGAAACCAUGGGUUCUGCCACAACGAUCUGCACAGAUAAAACUGGGACUCUCACAAUGAACGAGAUGAGGGUCACGGAGUUCUGGAUGGGGAAAGAACAAGUGAGUGUAGAUGCAUCCAGAAAAAUGGCAGCCAGCAUCCUUGAAGUCCUACUACAAGGAAUCGGUCUGAACACAACCGGUACUGUCCAAAAGCGACCUUCUGUAUCUGUUCCUGAAAUUUUAGGCAGUCCAACUGAGAAAGCAAUACUUUCAUGGGGUGUGCUCGAAUUGGGUAUGACGAUGGAUGAACUGAAGCAAGAAUGGGAGAUAAUCCAAGUCGAGGCAUUCAAUUCUGAGAAAAAGAGAAGCGGGGUUGCAGUGAGGAGGAGAGGAGAACAGGUCAUUCACAUACAGUGGAAGGGAGCUGCUGAGAUGAUCUUGGCAUUGUGUUCAGAUUAUUAUAGCCAGAAUGGGAUGGUGAAUGUCAUGAAGGAUGAAGGGAGGUCUGAGUUCAGGACAACCAUAAAAAAUAUGGCGGACAAGAGCCUGCGCUGCAUCGCAUUUGCCUACAAAAAAAUCAAUGGUUCACUUGCUCAAAAUCAUGGGAGAGUUCAGGAAGAUGGACUUAUAUUGUUAGGGAUAGUGGGGAUAAAGGAUCCAUGCAGACCGGGCGUGAGAAACGCAGUGGCAUCUUGUAGAAGUGCCGGAGUGAACAUCAAAAUGAUCACAGGAGACAACAUGCACACUGCAAGAGCUAUAGCCUUGGAAUGUGGGAUACUCAAUCCCGACAAAGAUCUUGAAGAAGAAGCCAUAGUAGAGGGUGCUCAGUUCCGCAACUACUCGCCCGAACAGAGAAUGGCAGCAAUCGAGAAAAUCCAGGUAAUGGCUAGAUCGUCCCCAUUUGAUAAGCUUUUGAUGGUGCAGUGCUUGAAGCAGAAAGGACAUGUGGUGGCAGUCACUGGUGAUGGCACGAAUGACGCACCAGCCCUAAAAGAAGCGGAUAUUGGCCUCUUCAUGGGCAUCCAAGGCACUGAGGUGGCAAAGGAGAGCUCAGAUAUCGUCAUCCUGGAUGAUAAUUUCGCCUCUGUGGUGACUCUGCUGAGGUGGGGGCGGUGCGUCUACAACAACAUUCAAAAGUUCAUCCAGUUUCAGCUCACAUUGAAUGUGGCCGCCCUCAUCAUCGACUUCGUUGCUGUGGUCUCUUCCGGUGAGGUCCCUUUUACGGCAGUCCAGCUUCUUUGGGUGAACUUGAUCAUGGACACCCUGGGAGUUUUGGCGUUCGCCACGGAGCGACCCGCAAAUGAUCUCAUGCGAAAGCCCCCUAUUGGACGUUCGGAGCCGCUUAUCAACAGAGUCAUGUUGAGGAAUCUCACAUCUCAGGCCUUGUACCAAGUUGUCGUGCUCCUGACCCUACAAUUCAAGGGGAGUUCCAUCUUUAGAAUGGACGAGAAAGUGAAGGACACAAUUAUCUUCAACUGCUUCGUCCUCUGCCAGGUCUUCAACGUAUUUAACGCCAGGAAGCUGGAGGAAAAGAAUGUGUUCGAAGGGAUACAUAAGAACAAGUUGCUCUUGUGGAUCGUUAGCAUGACCAUAUUUCUUCAGGUGGUAAUGGUGGAGUUUCUGAAGAGGUUUGCCAACACCCAUAGGCUGGGCUGGGGACAAUGGGGUGCUUGCAUCGGGCUCGCAGCUUUGUCUUGGCCGAUAGGUUGGCUUUUUAAAUGCAUCCCAAUCUCGGGCUAAAAGAUACCUAAAAUAACGUUUGGCUGCAGUAUCAAGGGAACAGUUUAUUUCCCUACGAAAAUAUUUAAGACCCUAUCUUUCUAUAUACGGUGUACUUGUGACCACCCAAUGUGUGUUCCUCCGAGGACAAAUCACAUAUCGGUGUUGAUAUUUAAUUUCAUUUUUGUC
Messenger RNA from Eucalyptus grandis, 3456 nucleotides. RefSeq names its product calcium-transporting ATPase 12, plasma membrane-type-like. Gene Ontology annotation, biological process: calcium ion transmembrane transport. Lineage: Eukaryota; Viridiplantae; Streptophyta; Magnoliopsida; Myrtales; Myrtaceae. The transcript is spliced from 2 exons. Gene Ontology annotation, molecular function: P-type calcium transporter activity; ATP binding; ATP hydrolysis activity. The record is from RefSeq and is a predicted model, not a curated record. Gene Ontology annotation, cellular component: intracellular membrane-bounded organelle; membrane. Bases 1210 to 3288 code for a protein of 692 amino acids.